Messenger RNA from Apus apus (common swift), 2026 nucleotides. RefSeq names its product argininosuccinate synthase 1 (gene ASS1). Gene Ontology annotation, cellular component: cytoplasm. The record is from RefSeq and is a predicted model, not a curated record. Gene Ontology annotation, molecular function: argininosuccinate synthase activity; ATP binding. Gene Ontology annotation, biological process: urea cycle; L-arginine biosynthetic process. NCBI's taxonomy places the organism in Eukaryota, Metazoa, Chordata, Aves, Apodiformes, Apodidae. The transcript has 15 exons. The coding region runs from base 367 to 1674 and encodes 435 amino acids.
UGCAGUCGCAGAACACUCGGGUACUGGCUCCUCUUUGUGUCUCUCCCUCCCUCUCCCCCCUCCGUUUUCUCACCCCUGAGGUCAGAUACCUCUCUGAGAUCCUCCUGGGUGCUCUGUGAAGGGCAAUGAGGGGGUGAGGAGUGGGGGGACACGGAUGACAGCACCUAAGGCAGCCGUGCGGGCAGCUGGAGCCAGGCACCGUCUUCAUCCCGGGUCGGUGUGCGAUCUGACCCCCCCCCCCCAUCUGCCCCGGGUGCUCUGCGGGCAAGCAGAGGGCAGGGCCUCUCCGGGGAUGGUCUCCACGGAGGGGACAGUCCUGCGGCGGCUCCGCCUGCCCACGCAGGGCUAUAAGGAAGGAGGAGGAGGAUGCUCCAGGCACCGGACUGGAGAGCCGAGGGCAGCCGGGCCCUGGGGAACGGCGCCAUGGCUCAGCCCAAGGGCACAGUGGUCCUUGCCUACAGCGGGGGCCUCGACACCUCCUGCAUCCUGGUGUGGCUGAAGGAGCAGGGCUACGAUGUCAUCACCUACCUGGCCAACAUUGGGCAGAAGGAAGAUUUUGAGGCAGCACGGAAGAAAGCACUGUCACUGGGGGCUAAGAAGGUUUUCAUUGAGGACAUCAGCAGGGAGUUUGUGGAGGAGUUCAUCUGGCCAGCAGUGCAGGCCAACGCUCUCUACGAGGACCGGUACCUGCUGGGCACGGCGCUGGCACGACCCUGCAUCGCCCGCAAGCUGGUGGAGAUUGCCCAGAGGGAGGGAGCCCAGUAUGUGGCCCACGGGGCCACUGGCAAGGGCAACGAUCAGGUUCGGUUCGAGCUCACCUGCUACGCCCUGUGUCCUAACAUCAAGGUCAUCGCACCAUGGAGGCUGCCAGAGUUUUACCAGCGCUUUCCUGGGCGCCGCGAGCUGAUGGAUUAUGCCAAGAAACAUGGGAUCCCAGUGCCUGUGACACCCCAGACACCCUGGAGCAUGGAUGAAAACCUCAUGCACAUCAGCUAUGAAGCUGGGAUCCUGGAGAACCCCAAGAAUCAGGCCCCCCCUGGGCUCUACACGAAGACCUGUGAUCCGGCCAAUUCUCCCAACACCCCAGAUGUGCUGGAAAUCGAGUUUGAGCAGGGUGUCCCCGUGAAGGUCACCAAUGCUGGGGAUGGAGCCACUCAUUGCUCGGCCCUGGAACUCUUCGUCUACUUGAAUGACAUUGCGGGCAAGCACGGCGUGGGGCGCAUCGACAUUGUGGAGAACCGCUUCGUCGGGAUGAAGUCCAGAGGUAUCUAUGAGACCCCAGCGGGAACGAUCCUAUACCAUGCACAUUUAGAUAUUGAGGCCUUCACCAUGGACCGGGAAGUACGGAAAAUCAAGCAGGGACUCGCCUUGAAAUUCUCCGAGCUGGUGUACAACGGCUUCUGGCACAGCCCCGAGUGCGAGUUCCUGCGGCAAUGCAUCCGGCGCUCCCAGGAGCCCGUGGUGGGCACCGUGCGCCUCUCUGUCCUCAAGGGCCAGGUCUACAUCCUGGGCAGGGAGUCCCCACGGUCCCUGUACAACGAGGAGCUGGUCAGCAUGAACGUGCAAGGGGACUACGAACCUGCUGAUGCCACUGGCUUCAUCAACAUCAACUCCUUGAGGCUGAAGGAAUAUCAUCGUCUCCAGAGCAAGGUCACCGUAAAGCAGGAUGAAUAGCAAUCAAUCCCACGCCCAGGCCUCCUGCUCCCCUUUCGAAUUUCUCUUAAGAACUCGCACUAAUUGAGGUGGUAAUUUGUAAUUGUAACUCGUCUUCCCUCCUCCUCCCCCCCCCCCCCACCUUCCUCCCAACCCGGAGUCACGGGCGGAGGUGAUGGCUUUGUUACAGGGUGGGGGGUGAAAUGCAAUCAUUAAAAAAAAACAAAAAUACAGAAGGGAAGAAAAAGGAAAAGAGGGGAAAAAAAGGGAAAAAAAAAAAAAAAAAAAAAGCUGGUCGGCCCGUGGAGAAGUGGGGAAGGAAAUAAACCCCCCCAGCCACGCGCUGGGGCUGCUCAUUGAGAGCUGGGCUUUA